Messenger RNA from Onychostoma macrolepis, 3855 nucleotides. RefSeq names its product G protein-coupled receptor 84 (gene gpr84). Gene Ontology annotation, cellular component: membrane. The transcript is spliced from 2 exons. The record is from RefSeq and is a predicted model, not a curated record. The coding region runs from base 1269 to 2501 and encodes 410 amino acids. Lineage: Eukaryota; Metazoa; Chordata; Actinopteri; Cypriniformes; Cyprinidae. Gene Ontology annotation, molecular function: urotensin II receptor activity. Gene Ontology annotation, biological process: neuropeptide signaling pathway.
UGCAAGCAAAAAACAUUUACACUGUCAAAUAACAUUAUGUCUGACUUAAGUCUAGCGCGAGUUUAAGCACUCUCAGAAAACUCACUUUAUUAUCAGUAAAGCUGUCUAUACACGGUUUUAUGAAUGAAUCUCUUACAUCAUAUACAUACAUCUGCACUUUGUUGUUCAUGAUGAGAGAAUUCGCGUGCAGUGAACAAAAAACUCAUCUGAACACUUCUGAUUGGCCAUUGCAGUCAUAAGCUCAACAGACUCGUGUGUGAUUGGUUAUAAUGCGCAGCACUGUAAAACGCAUAAAAAAAUCAUGGCGAAACAUUUAGCAGAUCUAAAUUUAAUGCUGCGGUCAACACUUUUCAUUUAAUUUGCAUUUUAUUCGCGACAGACGUAAUGGAUUUAAUUUAACUGUACCGCAGCAUUUGUGUCUGUAGCUCUUUCCGAAACCGCUCCCUAUCCACUAUAUAGUGCACUAUAUCGGGUGUCAGCCAUUUUGUAGUGCUGUCCGAAUUCUGAGUGAACGACUUCAAUCCAAUGCGGAGAACCGACGAGCUGUUAGAGCGAGCGAGUUUGAACUAGAGAUGCCGUUUAAUUUGCAAAAAUGAUGAAUUUGGUGGAUUUUUAAAAAUGUUCAUUGGUAGUGUAUUCAUUCUGAUGUCAAAUUAACGGUCGCCUGAGGGCACUCUACGGCCAUCUUGUUUGAGUGCAAAAACGCUGCUCGGGAGAGUUUCAAGAUACUACAAACAAUAAAUACAUACAAUUAUUAAUAUGUGCUAAUAUGAGUUCAUUUUUGUUGACAAUAUUUUAAUAGUAUUUAAUGAUUAUGACCAUAUUACAGAACAAAUGAAUAAUAUACCAUCAAUGUAACCACAAAGCUGAUUACAAUAGUCAUUUUAAGUGUUAUUGCUAUUAAUAUUAUUUUCUAAAAUGAGGUACAUAUAAAAGUACAUCUAAGAUGUUUUUGCAACAGCCAAGUCUCACGCGCAGUGUACACGUCACCUUCCGAAUCCGUUCACUCCUUUCUAAUAUAGUGCACUCAACUGCCUUACGCUAUAUAGGGAUUAGUGAAUGAGUGAACGAGUGAGCGAUUUCGGUCACAGCUUGUGUGUUGGCAUAGUUUCUACAAACGGAAACUGAGGAUAUGCGGAUAUUACGUCAUUGAUCGGCUGAGCAGGGACGGGUCAUGAUUUAAAAUGGGAAUUUCUCUGGAUUAACAAAUCCUUGGGAACUUUUGGAAUAACAUAAAUACCCAACUGCAUAAAAUAUACAACACUGUGAUGUGGAAUGACUCAGAUCUUCUAAGUAAUGAUUCAUUUUCUUGCGCGUCCCCGUCUGUGGAGGGCUACCGUUACUUCGGCGUCCUCUUGGGAUCGGCUGUGACCAUAGUAGGAACCAUAGGGAAUAUUCUGACCGUUCUCGCCUUUGCUACUGAUGCCAGUCUGAGGACACGGUUCAAUGUUCUCAUAGUAAACCUUGCCCUCGCUGACCUUCUUUACUGCACGAUCCUCCAACCGGUCAGCGCUGACUCAUACCUGCACCUGCACUGGAGAGGUGGAGCCACGUGGUGCCGUAUGUUUGGAUUCCUCCUUUUCCUGUCCAACAGCGUAUCCAUUAUUACAUUAUGCCUCAUCGCUUUGAGCCGUUACUUGGUUGUUGCACAUCGCACUUCUCGCUGUGCCCGUCUGCUCCUGUCUCACCGUGGAGUGGCGGUGCUCCUCAUCUCAUCCUGGCUACUGGGGGUAGCCAGUUUCGCCCCACUUUGGCCCGUCUACGUGUUUGCCCCACAAGUGUGCACCUGCAGUUUUCACCGCACCAAGGGGCGGCCUUACACCACCGUGCUGCUCUUCCUGUACUUCUUCUUGGGCCUGGGUUGCGUGGGCCUUUUCUACUUUCUGAUCUACCGUAAGGUGCGUGUAGCCUCUAAGGCUUUUCUGAAGUACAGGCCCAGUCGUCACUCAUCAAAACGCAAAAAGGCUGAAGCUGAAGCGACAACGGAUGACAGUGGGAUCAGUGCUGGAGCUUCAACAACUCAAAGCUGUGAGAUCAGUCAUGACGAGCCAGGAGCGGAGCAGAAUAACAGCAAAGCGCAGGAGAAAUCUGAGGGCCACGCAAGCACACAAGAACCGAAAAACUCCAUUCAAGAUGCCUCAAAAGACACAGAAACAUCUUCUAAACCAACUCCGAUAAAAAUCCAGACCACUCCAGCUGCCAACAGUCCAGGAGAGGACAGUGAAUUUAAGCGAGUAACUCGAAUGUGCUUUACAGUUUUCUUGUGUUUUGUUGGCUGUUUUGCGCCAUUUCUGUUGCUGAAUGUCGCUGAUAAGGCGAACCGUGCGCCACAGGUCAUUCAUAUGUUUUGUGCAAACCUCACUUGGUUAAAUAGUUGCAUUAACCCUUUGUUGUACGCAGCCAUGAACCGGCAGUUUAACCAGGCCUACAAAGACAUACUACGCAAAGCUGUACAUCCAUUAACCUGGAUAUGGAGAAGCCGUCGGUUCACAAUAAGAUAAGCAAUAAUGAAGAAUGUUAUCCGAGUCAUUUCAAUCUGAAAGUGAUCUUGUGCUGUAGAUGUUCAGUGACUUCACAUAUUUUGCAUAAUUAAACAUGGAGCUGCACUCCAUUCAUUCGGUGGAGAACAUCACAGUUCUCAGGUUUAUCUUUAUUCACCUCCAUCAGCUGCAUAUAAAGCACAAUUAAAGCAAUGCAACCAAAUCUAACUCAAAAUUACAUGCCAUAUACAUUUUAUGUAAUUGUGCACUGUUUUGUUUUCCAUUCACUUUCUAUAUUGUCAAAUAGCUUGUACUUCUUUUUUUAGCUCAUCUUUGACUAUAAUGGUCUGUAGGCAUUUCUUUCUCAAGUGGUGGGAUUUUCCAGUUCCAUCAAAGAUCGGAAAGAAAACGUGUCAUGUGGCUUUUCACUGCAAACGCACAAACUUUCUCUGUUUCAUUUCCUCAUUUUUCUGAUUGCACAUAUGCAGUAAUCAUGUGUGCCACCACAGGAAUGAUUCAUAAUGAUAUUAAGAACAUUUGUAACCUUACGCACAAAUGAACAUGGGAGUUUGAAGCUGGGCAAUGGAGAAAACAAGAACAGACAAGCCUCACUGCUUCGUCUAUUACCUCACAUAGGAAACCACAAGAGUUUCUUAAGUCCUCUUUUGCUUGCUGUGUUGUUUCCAUUUUGAUUUAUGUACUGUUUAAGCUGGACUUCCAGAAUAUGAGAGAACUUGUAUGAUUUUAUUUUUACUAAGGAUUAUUUGCACAAUUCCUCGAAAUGUACACUGUAAAAAGUGAUAAGCUGACUUAACUUAAAAAUUUUAAGGCAACGGGUUUCCUCAGUUUUUUUAAGUAAAUGAUAAUUAAAAAGAAUAAGUUAUUUUAAUUGUCAAGUUCACUUAACUUUUUUUUUAAUUAUUAUGUACUUAAUAAUUUUAAGGCAACGGGUUUCCUCAAUUUUUUUUUAAGUUAGGUCAACUUUCACUUUUUACAGUGUAGGUGGAUCUGUAAUGUGUGUAUAUUGCACAUCAUAUCAGUGUUCUAUAAUUACAAUAAGAUUCAAAAUGAUAACAUAUGUAUUAUAAUUUCUUUCUGAAUAGCUUCUUUUAAAAUAAAGUAAUAUAAAAUAAAAAGUCAGCAAAAAUGCUUCUCCUGUUAAAGUUGUGGCACAGAACAUAUAUGCAUAACUUGCUUCUGUUAUAAUGGAAAGUAAAGUUUGUUUGAAUCUGUCCAGAUUCCACGUUUAUUAUCUAUUUGAAUUUUAUUAUGUGUUUUUAUAUUACCAUCUCAAAUCAGCGUCCAGCUUUUUUAGAGCUGGACACAAAACCAGGCAUUUUGCAAGUCCAGACAAGUGUUCCUGACUGCGUAAUCU